Molecule: messenger RNA, 3318 nt
Organism: Geodia barretti
Lineage: Eukaryota; Metazoa; Porifera; Demospongiae; Tetractinellida; Geodiidae
Source: the annotation of a GenBank genome assembly
UUGCGCGACGGAUCGACGCGCUCGACGAACGGGGGCGUUUCUGAGCGGAGUUUAGUGAGUCGGUCGAAGAGAGCGAGAGACGGAGACAGAAUGCAGAGACAGAGACUAUUAUCGUGUGUGUUGUUAUUCGCUGCUUUGUCAUUCGUCGCUACGCAAGAGCCCGUCGGUAUAUGCGGACUGGAUGGAUUCAAUCUGAACGACUUGCAUUUUGGCCAAUACUGGAACUUCACUGCACCGGAUCCAGCAAAUGACUGCCUCUAUGAAAUUGACCCGGAUAACAUCACCAGUUGCGUUGUGUACUUCGCUGUGUGCAAGCCUCUGCCCAGUAGCAUCUGCGGCUCAGAAAAUGGAAAUGCGUCCUACUGCCAGGUGGUUACUGCUAAAGAUGGAACAAUCUACCGCUACAACGUUGGGAACUACAGUCAAUCGCACAAAUUCUCCAGACUUGACGAUGGAUUUUCCUCUGUUCGACAUGGAUAUAAGUAUGAAAACGACCGCUUGUGCAAGAACUCUACAACUGCAAGUAUAACCAAUUUUGAAUGUGAUCCUGAUGCAAAGUUCAGCACCAGCGAGUCAGACAUCACCCAGUAUCUCAAGUCUACUGAGAGAAUCCCCAAUGCAGAAUGCUUUAUUACGACCACAAUCGGGUACUCUGGAGCUUGUUACCAGCAGCCAACACUGGCCCCUGCUCACUGCAGUCUCACUGGGUUUGACACCACUGCCAUCUCUGAACAAGACUAUUUCUAUGCUGAUGUCCCUGACGGAAUCUGCUACAAUUUCGACGAAGGCGAACCGUGCAUACUUCUGUUUGCCUUCUGCCACCCCUUGCCCCUGGACCUGUCUGAUAACUGCCGCAACCCAGAGUCAGCCAUCUGCCAGGCAGACAAGCUUGCUGAUGCCACAAAGUCGUGGAGUAUGGGGGCCUAUGAGAACUACACUAGAUUCUAUGAGAAUGUUGAUUUUGAUCAGGUGGGAUUCCAUGUUCUAUACUCGGAUGGUUCCAAUCCUGGAGACCCUGACUGCACUGCUGGAAUACAGACACGAGUCAUCUUUGUGUGUAAUAAAGAUGCGCAGUGGACCAACCGCGAUGUCACCUUUCACGUUGAAGUCGAGAAAGAGACUUGCUUUUUCAACAUCGUAGCCCAGUACAGCGGAGCUUGCUACAAGGCACAUGAUAUCGAUUCUAGCAGUCAUUCAGAUAAAACUUCAAUUGUUGGUUGGAUACUCAUUGGCAUUUUCCUGUUUGGUGUGUUGACCUACCUGGUGAUUGGGUCAGCUAUCCAGUACUUUAUCCGAGGGGAGCGCGGCAUUAGAGUCCUUCCCAACUUUGACUUUUGGAGAAAAUUUGCCCUCCUGACAUUGAAGGAGAACAACACGAGGACCAAGAUGGGAAGCUCGGGCUCCAGGAAUAAACCGAUGCGAGUGCGGUUGGCCACUGUUCUACCGUUCACAACGGGCGUGUUCCUCGGAACACUUAUGACCCUCUUUCUAGUGCUCACGCUUCGCUCCAUCGACGAAGAGACGGGCUACAGAAAAGACGAGAGGACGGGUGUUGUGGUAAUGCCGUCCUCACCGCGGAGACUGCCACCCAGAAAGACGAGGGAUCCGCAAUCUAACGAGGACGCGGCCAGACAUAGGGAGUUUAUGAUGUAUUCAGUGGUAGUUGGAAGGUCGGAGCUCCGGACCAGGGGACUGGCGGCACACAAGACGUGGGCUAGUAGCCUCGGGAGACGCGUCAGCUUCUACCUACAUCCUCCUGGUGGGCACCUAGUCCUCCCAGAGGGCCGAGAUAGGGAGGAGCUGGGACUGAGGGAGGGAGAGGGCUACUGUAUGGAGAUGGGCUAUGUGCUGAGUUCUGGGGCACUCGGCUCUGUGUGUCCGCACCUGGAGCAGUGCUGGGAGAACGCUCGCUCCGAGAACGAAGACGUGGAGGUGGCCAGGUGUGUGAGGCUGGCAACUGGAAUCAACUGCACCUCCUCUCAAGAGAGUAAACAGCUGUUUUACAAGGCCCGUGGCCUGUUGUCUGAAGAGGAGCUACAGUUGGGGCAGCACCACCUGAACCCCAGUCUCAAGAGAGCUCUCCUACUCAGCCCACUCACACAGCCCGAACACUUCUACCACAUGCACUACUACUAUGUGAGAGGGGAGCUCAACGCGUCACGACUAGCUGCCACGCAACUCAGACUCCACAUGAUUGAAACUGCGGAUCGUGCGGCCGAAUCGGACAACUACGCCCACACGAGUGUCCACCAGUCUCCUGGGUGGACACGACUUGGAGUUAAUUCUCCGUAUCGUCCACGCACGGCAGGGGACGCCAUCCACUGUCUCAGUUUCGACAGCGAGUACAGGUACACAGAGUCAAAACACUAUCCCUCGCAUCAUCUCAGUGGGGUAGUGGCGACCGACUUGGAAGAAAUUGUCGGUGCGGUCGCACGGAAAUACGGGACUCAAAACUUGCCAAUCAACAGCGUAUUGCAGAGGGUCGACCCGCAACGAGGGAUUGAUUACUUCAUUCACGCUCUUGAGAAGAACACGGACGGCGAGUACAACUCGAGGUUUAUGCACGCACUACGGGAAACAGAGCCUCUCCAGGUUACGUCCGUGCAGCCUGCAAACUACCACACCACCAAGGUAAACUUUGUCGUGCCCACCGCAGCCGUGUCUAAGGCGUUCCAGCGAUUCAUGAUAUCGUUUGAAAACACUUUCCUCGCUCGCACCCCACCCGAACUGGUCGGUCUGUUUGUCAUUCUCUACAGCGACGGGAAGGUAAAGAAGUACAGCAAGAAUCUCUUUGCCACGACAACAUUGCUGCGGCUCUACAAGAAGAAAUAUCCCACUGCCGAUCUGAGGUUGGUCACCACGGAUAGACCGUUCUCCAGGAAGCAAUCCAUCGAGUUGGCGUCACGCGAGAACCCCUCAUUCGAGCUCCUAUUUCUAGCCGACAUCCACGUGGAUUUCUCACACCAGUUCCUGGAAAGUCCGUACAACCCCUCAGAGUUCUACAAGGACCGCCUACUGCAUCCCUACGCAGUCAGGUUCAAGAUCGCCGCGGAGCAAGGCAGUUGGAUGGACGAAAACUUCCACCUGGCCUGUCUGUACAACUACGACCUGGCCAGGGUGCUGGAGGGCGGUCGAGACCUCAAGGAGAGAGAUUGGAGUCUCAUUGAUCUGGUUAUGAAGCAGUCUGGGCUCCGUGUGUUCAGAGGGGUGGAGCCCGGACUGGUGAACCUGUGGCAGGACGGCUGCACGGAGGACACACUGAGUGGGAGGGAGAAGGUCCUCUGUGAGAAACUAGGGCUCACUGGGAAAGAUGAUUGA